Messenger RNA from Molossus molossus (Pallas's mastiff bat), 4077 nucleotides. It is a transcript of the gene MICALL1, whose product is annotated as MICAL like 1. Bases 1 to 2544 code for a protein of 847 amino acids. Gene Ontology annotation, molecular function: protein binding. The record is from RefSeq and is a predicted model, not a curated record. The transcript has 16 exons. NCBI's taxonomy places the organism in Eukaryota, Metazoa, Chordata, Mammalia, Chiroptera, Molossidae.
AUGGCGGGGCCGCGGGGCGCGCUGCUGGCCUGGUGCCGCCGCCAGUGCGAGGGCUACCGCGGCGUGGACGUCCGCGACCUGAGCAGCUCCUUCCGGGACGGCCUGGCCUUCUGCGCCAUCCUGCACCGGCACCGGCCCGACCUGCUAGAUUUUGAUUCACUUUCCAAGGACAAUGUCUUCGAGAAUAACCGUUUGGCCUUUGAAGUGGCUGAGAAGGAGCUGGGCAUCCCUGCUCUCCUGGACCCCAGUGACAUGGUCUCCAUGAGUGUCCCCGACUGCCUCAGCAUCAUGACCUACGUGUCCCAGUAUUACAACCACUUCGCCAGCUCUGGCCAAGGCAGUGUCUCACCACCCAGAAAGGGCCUGACACCCUCCUCCCCGCCAUCUACUCCCGUGGAACCAGGAGAUAAGGCUCAGGGCGAGGAGCUCUCCCCGGGGCACCUGUCGGAGCAGGGUGCCCACCGGGCCCCCAGCAGCGCGUGUGCAGCCUGCGGGCAGCACGUGCACCUGGUGCAGCGCUACCUGGCGGAGGGCAGGCUGUACCACCGGCACUGCUUCCGGUGUCGGCAGUGCUCCAGCACCCUGAUCCCCGGGGCUUACAGGAGUGGGCCUGAGGAGGGCACCUUCGUGUGUGCGGAGCAUUGUGCCAGGCUGGGCCCGGGCGGACGGUCAGGGGCCAAGCCCAGGUUCCCCCCACAGCCAAAGCAACAGCAAGAAGAAGCAAAAGAAGCAGAAGCAGCAGCCAAGGAUGUGGAGGGAGGCAGCCUUAGCCCUAGUGUGGCUGCUGGGACUGAGGCCGAGCCCCAGAUCCCCCCCAAGCCCUGUGUUCCAGACAAACCACAGGAUCUGGCCAGUCCCCAGGCUGGCCGCCCCAUGCCUGCCCCCCGGAAGGCCUUCGAGAGCCCUGCCCUGACGCCCCCGACGCCCCGGCCCCGGUCCAGUCUGCAGCCUGAGACCUUGGCGGAGCAGGGUAGCAGCAGCCUAGUGAACGGAAGACUGCACGAACCCCCCGUCCCCAAGCCGAGAGGGACGCCCAAGCUGUCCGAGAGGACGCCAGCCCCCAGGAAGGACCCUCCUUGGAUCGCACUGGUACAGGCAGAGCCAAAGAAGAAGCCAGCCCCUCUGCCCCCGAGCAGCAGCCCCCGGCCGCCAUGCAGGGACAGCAGGCAGGUGGAGAAUGGAGGCACAGAGGAGGUGGCCCCGAGGAGCCCGGCAGCAGCUGGACUGGAGCCCAAGCCCUACAACCCCUUUGAGGAGGAGGAGGAGGUGGAGGAACCCCCCGCUGCACCCAGUCUGGCCACUGGCCCUGUCCAGGUCCACCCGGAGUCCACACCCAAGUCCCUGCACCCCUGGUAUGGCAUCACCCCCACCAGCAGCCCCAAGACAAAAAAGCGCCCUGCCCCCCAAGCACCCAGCGCAUCCCCACUCGCCCUCCACGCCUCCCGCCUCUCACGCUCGGAGCCGCCCUCGGCUACCCCGUCGCCAGCCCUCAGUGUGGAGAGCCUGUCAUCCGAGGGCCCUAGCCAGACCGCCAGUGGGGGGCUUCUGGAGCCUCCAGCUGUGCCCAAGAGCUCCUCAGAGCCUGCUGUCCACGCUCCUGGCACUCCUGGGACCUCUGCCAGCCUCUCUGCCAACUCCUCCCUGUCCUCCUCUGGGGACACCAUGGACCGGAUGCCUCAAGCCAGCCCUGGCCUUGCCCGCAAUAGUAGGGGCAGCUCAGGGCCCCAGCCAGCCAAGCCCUGCAGUGGUGCUGCCCCCACCCCUCUCUUGUUGGUGGGAGACAAGCUCCCCGUGCCUUUCCCCGGCAGCGCCUCCCCGCAGCUCCAGGUGAAGUCUUCCUGCAAGGAGAAUCCUUUUAACCGCAAAGCAUCACCCACAGCGUCCCCAGCCACCAAGAAAGCCACCAAGGGAUCCAAGCCAGCGAGGCCACCGGCCCCAGGACACGGCUUCCCACUCAUCAAGCGCAAGGUCCAGGCUGACCAGUACAUCCCCGAGGAGGACAUUCACCAAGAGGUGGACACCAUUGAGCGCCAACUGGAUGCCCUGGAACUCCGUGGGGUUCUGCUGGAGGAGAAACUGCGUGGUGGCAUGAAUGAGGGCCGUGAGGACGACAUGCUGGUGGACUGGUUCAAGCUCAUCCACGAGAAGCACCUGCUGGUGCGGCGGGAGUCCGAGCUCAUCUACGUCUUCAAGCAGCAGAACCUGGAGCAGCGUCAGGCCGAUGUGGAGUAUGAGCUCCGGUGCCUUCUCAACAAGCCGGAGAAGGACUGGACAGAGGAGGACCGGGGCCGGGAGAAGGUGCUGAUGCAGGAAAUCGUGAACCUCAUCGAGCAGCGCAAUGCCAUCGUCAACUGCCUGGAUGAGGACCGGCAGAGGGAGGAAGAGGAAGAUAAGAUGUUGGAAGCCAUGAUCAGGAAGAAAGAGUUCCAGAAGGAGGCUGAGUCCGAGGGCAGGAAGAAGGGGAAGUUCAAGACCAUGAAGGUGCUGAAGCUGCUAGGAAAUAAGCGUGACACCAAGAGCAAGUUCCCCGGGGACAAGAGCUAACAUCGAGGGGACUUCCACCACCCCCUGCUGGUACCGCCCUGCCCAGUCUGGUUCUGAUGACUCCAGAUGCUGUGAUGGACCCAAGGAGCAAGCAGGGGCCCGGGUCCAGGGAGCGGCAGCAGCUGGGCACACCUGCUCCUCGUCCUGCCCAGCCCCUGCCGUAACAGGAGCUCCUGGGUCCUUCCCUCUGUGUCAUGUCCGGAUGGGAUUCUUAGCUGUCAGAGUUCUGACUGAGGGUCCUUCCCCCACAGGGUCUGUGCAGGGGUCUCCUGCCUUAGGGCUCUGCUCCCCUCGGCAGGCCGGGCUGUGCUGGCUCUGGUCCCUGUCCUCCUCCCAGGGCAGGGGCCCGAGUCUGUUUCUCCUCACUCAGGAGCUCUAUUUAUGAAGUCCCUAGUUUACUUAGUGACUCUGUCCUCAGACUCGAAUGGACCUGGUGGACGAAACCCUCCCUGUCUCUGGAAAAUCUAGGAGGUGCUUCCUUCCUCUUUCCUUGCUCUGUAGGAACCUCACCAGCGCAGGGCUGUGACGGCCGCACUGGGUGGGUGGGGGCCCUAUGCUGAGUCUCCCAACGACAGUCUCUGGAAGGCAGGCCCCGGUUGCAGUUCUGGUCCCUGAUCGAUGCUUUCCGUAGGUGCUAAUCCUGGUUCUUUAACACACUGUAGUCUGAGCCUCAUUGAGGCUCCCCCUCCCCCCAGGAGGGCAUGGGGGGCCCAUUUCUGUGCGUGGCCAUCCCCAGUCUCCUCACACUUCUCUGUUGUUUGUUCUUUCCUGACUUAUUCUCACCAAAGGACUGACGGCCACUCACCCCACUGGGGGGCGCCGAUGGGAGCAAUGCCUUUUCCCCAGGGACCGUGCCAGCAGCUCCUGGUCGAAACACUGUUGCUAUAAGCUAUUUCUGGGGACCUCUAGGCCCCCUCCCCUCAGCACCCUCUGGGAAAGGUCACACUGUACUAAUCCGUGAGGGUUUUCCUCACUAACCAUAAAUGGAGACAACCUCAAUGCCAGAGCCCUGCAGCGCUCCCAGCCAGGUCUGCCUUCCUCCCUGCCUCCACUGCGGCCAGGGCUCACUGCUGGCCCGGGGCGUGGAGGGCUGUCCGCUGACUGUCCACUGACGGGGCUGUGACCCUCACUGCCUGGUCGGGCAGGGCUCCCUUGCUCUGCAGGGAGAGGUGGCUGCUGCCCCUGGUGGUCUCAUUCCAAAUGUGCCUGUUGACCUGGAGCUGGGGUCACCAGCUCCAGGGUGUUUCAGGGGCCAGGACACACGAACUGGCUGGGUGUCAGGAGACUCGGGUGGUGGGGCCUCGGGGGAAUGGGUGUGUCUGUGCCAUAGCUAAAGGGGGAGGGUCUUCCUUACGUCAACUGUAGCCCUUGGGAAUGUGGUCCAGUGUCGUCAGAUCUUUCCAUUUUUCAAAAGAAACUAGAAAUCUAGAUACUGUGUGUGUGUGUAAUUUGUAAAUGUUGGCAACUAACCGCAAAUUAAACCAAGGGUAGGCUGCAUGCAUCCUAGGGCACUCCAGUUUGCUGCCUCUGGGC